AUCAUCUUCUUGUUCUCACUCCCUCCCACUAGUUUGCUACUCCCAUAGUCAAAGCAACCCCCACUACUUUCCCUUAUCUUUCUCUCUGCUCCCCUCUUUUACAUUCAACACUAAUGUUAUAAUCUAGUAACACAAAAAGCUUUACUUCAAGUACAUCAAUGUCUUCUUUCAUUUGUCCACAUUACUUUCCUUCCAUUUGCAGCUCAAAACAUGCUCUCACGAACAACCCAACUACCCUUUUCCAAGUGGGUUUACCCAAUUUUCGCCGAAAAUCUCAGUUCACGCGCUUGAGUCCUCGAUGUCUCUUCGAAAUUCCUCGUCAAGUUGACCCCCUUGAUGAAAAAAAAAAGAGGUCAUUUUCAAUGAAAGAAUGCACGAUUUCGAUAGCAUUAGCAGUUGGGUUGAUAGUUGGCGCGCCUGCUUUGAAUUGGCAAAGCGAGGCACAAGCAUUUACUACUCCUACACUGCCAGAUUUAGCAGUGUUAAUAUCUGGUCCACCAAUCAAGGAUCCAGAAGCUCUGUUGAGAUAUGGAUUGCCCAUCAACAAUAAGGCCAUUAGAGAAGUUCAGAAACCGCUGGAAGACAUUACGGAGAGCCUUAAGGUUGCGGGGGUCAAAGCUCUUGACUCAGUUGAGCGAAACCUGAAGCAGGCAUCUCGUGCAUUCAAGAAUGGCAAGACUGUAAUUGUUUCGGGGCUGGCUGAAUCAAAGAAGGAACACGGUAUGGAGUUUCUUGCCAAGCUCGAAACUGGAAUGGAUGAACUUCAACAAAUUGUCGAGGACAGGAAUAGAAACGGGGUAGCUGCAAAACAAAGAGAAUUGCUUCGAUAUGUUGGCAGUGUUGAAGAGGACAUGGUGGAUGGCUUCCCCUAUGAAGUGCCAGAAGAAUACCAAAGUAUGCCGCUCCUGAAGGGAAGAGCAGUCGUUGAGAUGAAAGUCAAGGUGAAGGACAACCCAAAUCUUGAGGAUUGUCUUUUUCGCAUUGUGCUUGAUGGUUAUAACGCCCCGGUAACUGCUGGAAAUUUUGUGGAUUUGGUGAAACGACACUUUUAUGAUGGCAUGGAGAUCCAAAGAGCCGAUGGCUUUGUUGUUCAAACUGGAGACCCUGAAGGUCCUGCUGAGGGCUUUAUUGAUCCCAGUACAGAAAAGCCUCGAACAAUCCCAUUGGAAAUCAUGGUGGAGGGGGAAAAGGUUCCGUUCUAUGGUGCAACUUUAGAGGAACUUGGUUUAUACAAGGCUCAGACAAAACUCCCGUUUAAUGCCUUUGGUACAAUGGCCAUGGCCAGAGAGGAAUUUGAGAACAAUUCAGGUUCAAGUCAAAUAUUUUGGUUGUUGAAAGAAAGUGAACUGACCCCAAGUAAUGCGAAUAUAUUAGAUGGUCGUUAUUCUGUGUUUGGCUAUGUAACUGAAAAUGAAGAUUAUUUAGCAGAUCUCAAGGUCGGUGAUGUUAUAGAAUCAAUGCAAGUGGUCUCUGGCGUUGAGAAUCUUGUAAAUCCAAGCUACAAAAUUGCGGGCUAGGUUCUCGCUAUUCUUGAUAAUUGUUUUGCUGUAUGGGAACACAUUUGUUACAAAUAAGUUGGACCAAUUUUUGACGUUUUUAUUAGCUUCGACGGGGUGUGAAUUGAGUCUUCUUUGUAGGAGAAAUACAACAUUCCAUUUGUACA
Molecule: messenger RNA, 1663 nt
Organism: Beta vulgaris subsp. vulgaris (sugar beet)
Lineage: Eukaryota; Viridiplantae; Streptophyta; Magnoliopsida; Caryophyllales; Amaranthaceae
Product: peptidyl-prolyl cis-trans isomerase, chloroplastic
Exons: 7
Coding region: 159-1517 (452 amino acids)
Biological process (GO): protein peptidyl-prolyl isomerization
Molecular function (GO): peptidyl-prolyl cis-trans isomerase activity
Source: RefSeq, a predicted model, not a curated record